CUCAAAAUGGCAACUACACACACUCCCCAUUUUGAUAGAGUUCAUUUCAGUGCCAGCAGCAGUGACAUCUCACUCUCUGGUGAGAUUGGGGCUCAUAGGAACUCGUCGGUAUCAGAUUGCUUGUCAGAGGUGGAUUUGGAGAGUGGAGCUUUGGAUAUGGAGGUGCAUUUGGACAACAAGACUCAGAGAGAUUGUAGAAUUUGUCACUUGGGUUUGGAGACUAGCGAGCAAGAAUGUGGAGGAGCUAUUGAGUUGGGGUGUUCCUGUAAGGGUGAUUUGGGUGCUGCACACAAGAAAUGUGCAGAGACUUGGUUCAAAAUCAAGGGUAACACGACAUGCGAGAUAUGUGGUGCCACUGCACUUGGUGUUGCAGGCGAGCAGACAAAUGUGGCACAUAAUGCUAGUGCUGCAGUCUUAUUAGCACCAGCAGGUCCUCUGAUCCUUGUGGAGACCCAAACAUUUUGGCAUAGUCGCCGCAUUAUGAAUUUCUUGCUUGCCUGCAUGGUGGUGGCCUUUGUCAUUUCUUGGCUCUUUCACUUUAAAAUCCUCUCUUGAACUGAGAAGCAAGUCGUGGCAUUUUAUUGGCAUCAGGGACGAGGUGCGACCCCCAUUCCAUCAAGUGCCUGUUUUUGAUGCUCUAUUCCUUCUCUUAGCCUGUGCCACAUCUGUAACUUACCCGUCUCUGUAACUUACACAUAAAUUGUUGGCUUCUUUACUUGCAACUCCUGCCUGUUGUCCUUUCUAUGUUUAAGAGCCAUAGUUUCCAAUUUUGGAUGAUUGUAGUAUCUGGAGCAGAGAUGAAUCUCUGUUUGGUUAUUAUCA
Molecule: messenger RNA, 822 nt
Organism: Populus nigra (black poplar)
Lineage: Eukaryota; Viridiplantae; Streptophyta; Magnoliopsida; Malpighiales; Salicaceae
Exons: 2
Coding region: 7-555 (182 amino acids)
Molecular function (GO): zinc ion binding
Source: RefSeq, a predicted model, not a curated record